Messenger RNA from Esox lucius (northern pike), 3163 nucleotides. RefSeq names its product nuclear receptor subfamily 4, group A, member 2a (gene nr4a2a). The transcript is spliced from 8 exons. Lineage: Eukaryota; Metazoa; Chordata; Actinopteri; Esociformes; Esocidae. Gene Ontology annotation, molecular function: zinc ion binding; RNA polymerase II cis-regulatory region sequence-specific DNA binding; nuclear glucocorticoid receptor binding. Gene Ontology annotation, cellular component: transcription regulator complex; nucleus. The record is from RefSeq and is a predicted model, not a curated record. Bases 276 to 2078 code for a protein of 600 amino acids. Gene Ontology annotation, biological process: cellular response to corticotropin-releasing hormone stimulus; regulation of transcription by RNA polymerase II; dopaminergic neuron differentiation.
GUAGUCGAUGGUUGUAUCGCGCGCAGUGCUCUCAGAGGAAGUCAUACAGAUUGCUUGGUAUUGUACGCUAUAUUUUCGCUCACGCUUUGGAGCUUUUUGCAGAUUUGAAGAACACUAUCUACAUGCUUUAUGCAUGGAUUGACAACCACGUUUCUGGUGUGAAAGAAGGGGAAGAUUCCAGAAAAGAGACGCUUUCUUGAAUCCUGACCCCAUAAAACUCCAGACAACAUUAUCCAUUUCAAGUGUCACCGAAAAACCGUCCCGAGAUUAAAGCCAUGCCCUGCGUUCAGGCUCAGUAUGGGUCAUCACCACAAGGAGCCAGCCCCGCUUCGCAGAGCUACAGCUACCACACCGCUGGAGAAUACAGCUGUGACUUCUUAACACCGGAGUUUGUUAAGUUUAGUAUGGACCUGACCAACACAGAGAUAUCAGCUACUACUUCUCUCCCUAGUUUCAGUACAUUCAUGGACAACUAUACCACCAGUUACGACGUUAAACCGCCCUGUCUUUAUCAAAUGCCCCAUUCUGGAGAGCAGUCCUCUAUUAAAGUCGAGGACGUCCAGAUGCACAGCUAUCAUCAGCAGAGUCACUUGCCGCCUCAGUCGGAAGAGAUGAUGGCUCACUCCGGCUCCAUGUACUUCAAACCGUCCUCACCUCAUGCCCCAAGUACACCAAACUUCCAGGUUCAGCCCAAUCACAUGUGGGAGGACCCUGGGUCCCUCCACAGUUUUCACCAGAACUAUGUGGCAGCAACCUCUCAUAUGAUAGACCAGCGCAAGAACCCGGUGUCAAGGCUGUCGUUAUUCUCCUUUAAACAGUCCCCCCCUGGUACCCCUGUGUCGAGUUGCCAGAUGCGAUUCGAUGGCCCACUGCACGUCUCGAUGACCCACGACAACCCAGGAUCACAUCGGAGCUUAGACAGCCAGAGCUUUGCAGUACCCAGUGCUCUAAGGAAACAGGCCGGGUUAGCCUUCCCUCACUCCCUACAGCUCGGCCAUGGACACCAGUUGAUGGACAGCCAAGUUCAUUCGCCCCCAUCCCGAGGGUCACCGUCAAACGAGGGUCUGUGUGCAGUGUGUGGGGACAACGCCGCUUGCCAGCAUUAUGGAGUGAGAACCUGCGAGGGUUGCAAAGGAUUUUUUAAGCGCACUGUUCAAAAAAAUGCUAAAUAUGUGUGUUUAGCAAACAAAAAUUGUCCUGUCGAUAAACGCCGAAGAAACCGUUGCCAAUACUGCCGUUUCCAGAAGUGCCUUGUUGUCGGAAUGGUCAAAGAGGUUGUCAGGACUGCUAGUCUAAAAGGUCGACGAGGCCGUCUACCCUCCAAACCUAAAAGUCCCCAAGACCCCUCACCACCCUCGCCGCCUGUCAGUCUCAUAAGUGCUCUUGUUAGGGCCCAUGUCGAUUCCAACCCGUCUAUGUCUGGCCUGGACUACUCAAUAUUUCAGGCUAACCCUGACUACCAAAUGACUGGAGACGACACUCAGCACAUUCAGCAGUUCUAUGAUCUCCUGACGGGUUCCAUGGAGAUUAUCCGAGGUUGGGCUGAGAAGAUCCCGGGGUUUUCUGAUCUUCCGAAACAGGAUAAAGAUCUCCUCUUCGAAUCAGCUUUCCUGGAACUUUUUGUUCUGAGGCUGGCAUACAGGUCCAACCCAGUGGAAGGCAAACUCAUUUUUUGCAACGGAGUGGUCUUGCACCGGCUGCAGUGCGUCCGAGGAUUUGGAGAAUGGAUUGACUCGAUUGUGGAGUUUUCCUCCAACCUACAAAGCAUGAACAUCGAUAUAUCAGCAUUCUCCUGCAUCGCCGCUCUUGCCAUGGUAACAGAAAGGCAUGGGCUUAAGGAACCCAAGAGGGUUGAAGAACUUCAAAACAAGAUAGUGAACUGCCUAAAAGACCAAGUCACGUUCAAUGGCGGAUCCUUGAAUCGUCCGAACUACCUGUCAAAACUUUUGGGAAAGCUUCCUGAACUUCGCACGCUAUGUACACAAGGUCUGCAGCGUAUCUUCUACUUAAAACUCGAAGACUUGGUUCCUCCGCCAGCAAUAAUUGACAAACUUUUCCUCGACACUCUACCUUUUUAAAUUGACUUUUAAACGGACUUUUAACGAGACCUCAAAGAACUUCCACAGACUCUGUUUGAGUCAGCCUGACAGAUUUUUAAGAUUUUAUCUCUGAAUAUUUGCAAGCUCCGUAGUACAAUCCCCUGCAUUCAUACUAAGGAUCCAUUAAAUUGACACAGUGAAGAGUGAGCAAAUUGGGUUCAUAAAACCCACAAAUGUUGGAUUUUUUAAAAAUGUAUUUAUAAAUGUUACCCCAAAAAUAUUGUGAGUAGCCAACGAUCCACACCAGGGAAAGUCUCCAAGACUUCUCUUGACUUUAUUGUGGAUAUUCUCCACGAAGUUAAAAACUUUCUUGCAACUCUUAUUCCUUAUUGUUGACUAAACACCUGCUCCAUUGAUAAUGCAUACUGAUAUGUAAUAUAUUCCAUUUAUAUAUACACUUAUGAUAGAUGAUGUGAUGCGUCCAAUGCGUCAAUUUAUAACACGUGUAAAAAGUUCGUUAAUGACAAAAAACAUUUUUUCUUUUAUGACUUGUGCCUAUGUGUUUCUGUCAGGAUCCCAGAGAUAUGAAAGUAUUUCGAAAAGACAACGCAUGUUGUAGGUUUUUAUAGGCACUUGCUGUCGAGGUGAUGUCUAUAUUAUACAUUAUAUUCCGGACACUAUGUAGUCUGAUAGAUUUUAUAAAGAUUCGUAGUACUGGCACAACCUUUUAUGUAUGACGCAUAUGUGAAAAAGUAUCUCCAUCUGUAUAGAUUAAGAGGGACCCAUGGUGUUUGUAAAACUGUCAGACAUUCCUUGUUUGUAUGUGUUGUAAGUAUUGUUGCUGUUGAAUAUAAACGUUUCUAUAUUUAUUAUUUCUAUUGCCGAAAGCUACAUUAAGCAUGGAGCAAUUUAAAUUAUUUAAAACCAUCAUAAUUCAUGCUGAGCACGUUGUCUAUGUUUUAUGUCUUAUAGACGUCUAGAUAGUUAUAAUUUCACACAUUUAAAAUUGAAAAAUUCGUCCUAUAUAAAAGAUAAAUAAGUGUGCGGUACAUCCUUUGCCUUCAUGGUGUAUUUUAGUAGGCUAUUGCAAUGCAUUCGGUGCCGAAUCCCAAACGUUUAGAGAG